GUGUGACUGAUGUGUACACAAAUACGUUCGGGGCGGAGCUUUAUGAAAGAUUAUUACAGUUGAAUUCUGUCACCGUUUAAAAAGUCAAGAUUUGUGGAGCUAACAAGGUCGUACCGGUAAAAUCUUUACAAGCCGUGCUUACACAUGAGGACCGACUAAUUGAUCGUUAUCAGGGGGAGGGCGAGCAUUAUUGACGUCUAACGGAGGAAAAGACUCGAUGAAAAGGCCUCAAUUAAUAAUUUUCGCUUUUCAACGAACGCAGUGUAUACAUCGUUUAGUUUGGAUUAACGUCAAUACAACGAGUUUACGAGUUUUUAUAUUAUUCUCACAGUGAAUCUUGUGAAACAUUCUGGUAGUUAGUUUUUUUAUUGACAAAUAUGCAGGCUCAGUGAAAAAAAUAUAUAUAUGUUGUGUUUAAACACUCUAUUACAGUGGAAAUUCACCUACAACUAGAUUAUUAACAUAGUAUGGUAUAUGUAGGGUAUGAAGGUGUUAGAUAUGUACUAUAACAGUGUAUAUUUAUCUGAAAACUGGAUUUACAAUUGUAUAUAAGAUAGCGCAAGGAUGGCAGUAGACGUAAAACAUCUGUAGCGUGUGGUAAAACUCAGACGAACAUUGGAGUCGCUUGCAAACGUUAUUUCUGUGUGUGAUAUAGCAGAUCUGGCUAGUAGGAAUGGCUUGAGUGACAUGAGUGUGUUUAUGUCCUCUGUGCCAAUUCCUUGAAUAUUUAUAAUUCUUAAUUCCUGAGCUACCCCUGCUGGAAAUGUAUGUAUAGAUCUUCCUGUCAGAUGUUGGUGCUUCUCACGGAAACAGCGAGAAACCAGCCAAGCAUAAGGAUAAAAGACAGAAAAUAGCACGUAUAUCGCCGUAUGAGAAACAGAAACACUAAGGAUAUAGAACAACCGGGACUGCUAUGAGUUUGUCCUGGUGUUGAAGGACAGAUGAUGGAUUUACGCUAAGAUAAGAAUAUUGAUACAACAAAAUUAUCUCAGACGAAGAAAACAUAUUGACGAACAGAAGGUAAAUUUAUCUAGAAGUGAAAGAAAAACGAAGAGAAGUGAUACAGCAGUUUGUUUGACGGAAAAAACACGGGAAAAGAGUAUGUUGGAUUUUCCUACAAUCAAAAAUAUGUCCGGGACGUAAUGUAAUUCCGGAAUGUAAGGAUGCGACUUGACAUUUGGAAGCGACACUUGGUGGCCGCAGUGGGAAUCCUUGUGACUGUUGUCCUGUUAGGACAGCUACUGUGGAUGGUAGCAAUACCGGGAAACGAUAUCUACAAAGAAGAUGACGUAGAGCUGCGGCGUCUCGUUAGAUCUCUCAGUAGUCUGGAAAAGGAGAGACAGAUAUCGGAGGACUCGAAACAUGAAGUUGAUCGACGAACAGUCUACUCAAAAGUGCCAUGGCUUCAAAGACACUCCGACAAAUUCUUGCCAAAUGUAUAUCUGAGAAAAUCCCCCAAGCCUGUAAUACAAGAUUCUGCCAUAGUGUUUCUCCAGCAGGAAUUUGCCACGUCAGAUUCACUACUUCAUACUUGUUUGUCAAAUAUAUCAUAUGAUAACGAUCUGUCCAUGUCACCGGUAAUGCACGUGCAAAACCGGUUGUUGUGGGAAUCAGGAACAAAAGAUUCCGUUUCAUUCAAAGAACGAAUAAAGGUGCAUCGUGGCCCUUACUCGUUUGGUGCUUGUGAUAAAAUUAACAUUAAAUGUGCCCAUUUUAUUAUGAUGCAUGAUCCAUUUGAGAUAGCAACGUCUGGAUAUGAAUUUUGCAAAGCAAAUCCAUUUCAUGAAAAAUGUACUGUAUUUCAAUCAAAGUCUGUUUCCCUAAGGGAGUGGAUACUCCUACAGAAAGGUGCUCUAUUGUAUCAAUUACUGUUUUCUCCAGAAAUGUGUUCGUAUGACAAAUCAAAACAGUUGAAAUAUCUCCAUAUAUCACAAAUGAAUUCCACUCUUCGUGAUCAAGAUCAGAAGAAUCCUUGCUGGUAUAGACAGAAACUGUUGUUAGGUCAAGCGUUAAGUGACACAGACAUCGGUCAUAUCACAGACUACAUUGUCAGCCAUCUUUCUGAAUGGUUCGCUGUGAUCGGUCUCGGUACUGAUGUAGAUAAUAGUUUGUUAAUGUUUGAAAAAGCAUUUGAACUUCCCUUCACCAAGUGCAAUCAACGAAACAACAACAAUGGCGAUGAUUCAAGCUACAAUCAAAGUUAUAACAAAGAUAAUCAAGUUGUAUCAGAGGCAGAUGAUACGCCUGACGAAGAUGACGACAUGGAAGAUGACAUGAUAGAUUUGAGAGAUGAUUACCGUGUUCAGGAAGCAUUGCUUCCAGAUUUAAAGAUUUAUAGAGAAGCUAAACGAUUAUUUCAUAUCCAGCAACAAAUCCUUCUAAAUAGAUUAUAGUAAAACAUUGUCUAUUUGUUUUCUGAACAGUUUUUAAUUAGAUAUGAAAUUUAAUAGUUUACAUUAAUCUUUUUACUGUCAACAAUUUGUCGUUGUUCUAGAAUCAUCAGAUAUAUGGAAAUUACGAAAUUUACUUAAUUAUAGGGCCGGUGCGCCUCCCCAUCUAGAUUUUGACUUUUCUUUCGAUCACUUUAGAUUUUCCUCAGUCGUCUCAUAGGCUUCAACAUUUAUACCCUUAGUAUCACUGUCGAAUCCUAGAGGGACGGAACAGCCGUAUGAUGUAAUAUCACUGUCGAAUCCUAGAGGGACGAAACAGCCGUAUGAUGUAAUAUCACUGCCGAAUCCUAGAGGGACGAAACAGCCGUAUGAUGUAAUAUCACUGCCGAAUCCUAGAGGGACGAAACAGCCGUAUGAUGUAGUUUAAUUCAUUGUUUGGCUCCACUGUAUCUAAUUCUCAAAGAUGAUAUUCACUUGUGUGUCAAUUUUCAAAAUUAUAUUUGAUAUCCGUUGCAUUUUAUGUCGUUUCCUGAAAACCAAUGCGCACCUAAACAAAAUUGCUAAACGAACUUUAUUGAAAUUUACUCAACAACGUGUGCGAAAGGAUAAUCAAAAGUUAGAAUUAUAUACAUUUACAAAAGACACCAAGGUGCAUUUGAUGAAAUAUUUCAAAUAAUUCGACUUACAAAGUGUACAUUUGGAAAAACGAAAAUAGUUUUGAAUUAUUUGAUGAUAAUUCCAUCAAACUAUUCGAUAGACAAAAAUAAAUAAAUAAAUAAAUAAAUAAAUUAAUUAAUUAAUUAAUUAAUAAAUAAAUAAAUAAAUAAAUAAAAGUUUACAAAACCCAGCACUUGUUAAGCACUUCCGAAAUAAAGUGAGACAUUAAACUGUAUAUCAUGACAAGUUUUGAACAUUUUAAAGUAAAAAGUUUGGUGUAAACUAUCGAUGAUAGUAUGUGUGAAUGUGUUGCCCUGUUUUAAAUGACGUCAUUAGCGUUUAGAGAUCGAAUCUGGAACGGAAGAUGGUGAUAGACUUAAAGAGACACUGGAUGAUUAAAGGACGAAAGGAAGAAUAUUUGACUAUUUGAUUGGAGAAAAUGUUUUAUAUUUAUAUCGAAUGAUUGAUUGAAAUGCGUGUGAAUAAAUAAUGAAUUAUUUAAUAUUAAA
Molecule: messenger RNA, 3556 nt
Organism: Ylistrum balloti
Lineage: Eukaryota; Metazoa; Mollusca; Bivalvia; Pectinida; Pectinidae
Exons: 2
Coding region: 1164-2393 (409 amino acids)
Source: RefSeq, a predicted model, not a curated record